This is a messenger RNA of Cinclus cinclus, 1264 nucleotides long. Its product is annotated as translocon-associated protein subunit beta. Gene Ontology annotation, cellular component: endoplasmic reticulum; membrane. Lineage: Eukaryota; Metazoa; Chordata; Aves; Passeriformes; Cinclidae. The coding region runs from base 41 to 592 and encodes 183 amino acids. The record is from RefSeq and is a predicted model, not a curated record. The transcript is spliced from 6 exons.
GGGCUGACUCGUCUUUGCGGCGUUGGCGGCGGGAGAGACGAUGAAGCUUGUGCUUCUUGCCGUGUUUGCCCUGGUGUCUGUGGCUCACUGCGAGGAUGGUGCCAGGCUCCUGGCCUCCAAAUCCUUGUUAAACAGAUACGCAGUGGAGGGCAAGGACUUGACUUUGCAGUACAACAUCUACAACGUUGGCUCCAGCGCUGCCCUAGAUGUGGAGCUGUCGGAUGAUUCCUUCCCCCCAGAAGAUUUUGGCAUCGUCUCUGGCAUGCUUAAUGUCAAGUGGGACAGGAUUGCUCCAGCGAGCAACGUGUCCCACACCGUGGUCCUACGGCCUCUCAAAGCUGGGUACUUCAACUUCACCUCUGCCACCAUCACGUACCUUGCACAGGAGGGUGCACAGGUUGUGGUUGGCUUCACUAGUGCUCCCGGGCAGGGAGGAAUCCUGGCUCAGCGUGACUUCGACAGGAGGUUCUCCCCUCACUUUCUGGACUGGGCGGCAUUUGGCGUGAUGACCCUGCCGUCCAUCGGGAUCCCCCUGCUGCUCUGGUACUCGAGCAAGAGGAAGUACGACACCCCCAAGACCAAAAAGAACUGAGCAGAGUCAAAUGCCACCAGCAGCCCAGAGCUCAGGAAAGGACAACCCUGAACCGCCAAGAACAGCGGCUGGAUCGGGAUGGCACCGUCCCCUGAGAGGAGCUGCCUGUGCCCCGCUUUCAGCCCUCUCGGCAAAGGAUUCCGUGGCUGCAGCAGCAGCAGCAGCAGCAGCGAUGAGGUGUUCUCUGUGUUCUAGUGGAGAAACAAGCAAACAGAAAAAAGAGCAACCAAAAGUCCCAGACUGCCUUGUCCAGCCCCUUUGGAGGCGGAACCCCUCUCUCCCCUGCAGCUGCAGCAAUCCAUACCUAGGAGCAGUGUGUCAGUGCCCAGGGGGGCCUGUCUGUGGGGCUCUGGCCCCUGUGCUGCCUCCAGCUCUCAUUUGCCUGCUGCAGGUUUCUGCAGGGUGUCAUAUCUCGGGGUCCUCUCCGGGUGCUGCCUGCCCUGUGGGACGGAGCUUGCUCUGGUCCCACCACAGACCUGAUUCGAUAGAGCAUGUCAGAGCUGCUGCUUUGCCCAAAUGGCGCACUAAGGGAGGUCCCUGUUAUGGUGUUCUUAGGGUAGCUUUUAUGUGUUUUGUUGAGCAGAGAACUGUUUUUUGUUGUUCUGCACAAAGUUGAGCUAUGUCAAGGUAUUGAUAAUUUUGUAAUAAUAUAAAAGGAACACCAUGACAGAA